This is a messenger RNA of Racocetra persica, 208 nucleotides long. Lineage: Eukaryota; Fungi; Glomeromycota; Glomeromycetes; Diversisporales; Gigasporaceae. The record is from the annotation of a GenBank genome assembly.
AAAGUUCUUGAGGAAUUAACUAGAAUUUUGGCCCCUUUUGCUGAGAUUACACAAUUGCUAGGAGGUAGUAAUUAUACUACACUUAGUUUUAUAUGGCCAGCAAUCACCACCCUUACUAGAAAUUGUACACCAUUGCCGAUGAGUAUAAGAGGAAGAGAAUUUGUCGAUGUGGAUGAAGAAUUGGAAAUAAUUAGUACGGCUAAUGGAG